AGGCAAAGAAGUAAACAAAGAGGAAAACAAAAACAAAUUGAUAAAUAAAACAAAAAGUGUGAAACGGACCCAAAAAGAAAAAAAAAGAAGAGAUGUCAGCGGAAAAUCAAAAUCAAAAUGGCGUUGCACCGCAAACAAAUGGAUUGAAAUCGUCACUAUCAUCGACAUUGUCGUCGGCAAAUUCAACGAUACCAGCAAUAUCAUCAUCGGGACGUACAAAUACAAAUAAUUCGUCAUUUUUGUACAGCAGUAAUUCAAUGUUGACACGUGACAAAAUGAGACAGGCGCCACCACCUACACUGCCAAAAUAUACGUCGAGCUUUAAUGCCGGAUCGAAUGGAACUGCCGCCGAUCGAUUGACGAGAGAAAGGGAUGUUGGCGGAAGUUACAGAUUGGCAAGUUUGGAUCGACUUGCACUACGACAGAGGGUACUCGAUGGCGAAAAACCAAAUGGCGAUGUUAAUCCGAUCCAAUCGAAACGGGAGUUGUUCUUUAAGGGCGAGACAACACCGCCGUCGGUGCCGUCAGUUCCACCACCACAGCCACCAUCGGCGCCAACGUUGACACCAACGUCAACAUUGAACUCGUCGACGGCACCACCUCCGGGAACACAGACAAAAUCUCGAUUACCACCGACGACGGUGAAUUUGAAUCAAACCGAUGGCUCGGAGGACAGUAAUAAGAGGGAGAACUCGAGGACUGAGAGCAACAAGGAAUCAAACUUGAAUCUUCAUCCACGUCCCACGCCGCCCACGAAACCCAAGGAACUCGAUGGCUACGUCGGUUUUGCAAAUCUUCCAAAUCAAGUGUACAGAAAGGCCGUGAAGAAGGGCUUCGAUUUUACGCUUAUGGUUGUUGGUGAAUCCGGCCUGGGAAAGUCGACACUUAUAAAUUCCAUGUUCCUGUCGGAUAUUUACAGUUCAGAAUAUCCGGGACCAAGUCUCAGGGUGAAAAAGACAGUGGCCGUUGAAACGAGUAAAGUUCUUCUGAAGGAGAAUGGCGUCAAUUUGACAUUGACCGUCGUCGAUACACCUGGUUUUGGCGAUGCCGUCGACAACAGUAAUUGCUGGGUCCCGGUGAUCGAGUAUAUUGAGUCGAAAUACGAAGAAUUCUUGAAUGCGGAAUCCAGAGUUGUGAGACGACAAAUUCCAGACAGCCGCGUUCAUUGCUGUCUUUAUUUCGUCGCACCCUCCGGUCACGGUUUGAAACCCCUCGACGUUGAAUUUAUGCAACGUCUUCAUGAUAAAGUCAACAUUAUUCCCGUUAUCGCCAAAGCCGAUACAAUGACGCCCGACGAGUGUAUACACUUCAAAAAACAGAUAUUAAAUGAAAUUGCGCAGCACAAAAUAAAAAUCUACGAAUUUCCCGAAGUUGAGGAAGAGGAAGACAGUAAACUGCACAAAGUUUUAAGGGACAGAGUACCAUUUGCCGUUGUUGGCGCAAAUACAGUCGUUGAACAUGAAAAUGGCAAAAAAGUCAGAGGCAGAAAAUAUCCUUGGGGAGUUGCCGAAGUGGAAAAUCUCGAGCACUGCGAUUUCAUUGCUCUGAGAAAUAUGGUGAUAAGGACACAUCUCCAGGACCUAAAGGACGUGACGAAUAAUGUUCAUUACGAGAACUUCCGGUGUCGCACGUUAGCCGGUCUUGGCGUUGAUGGAAAACCAACCAAAGUUUCGAACAAGAACCCGCUGGCGCAAUUGGAGGAGGAGAAGCGCGAACACGAUAACAAAAUGAAGAAAAUGGAAAUUGAGAUGGAACAAGUCUUCGAAAUGAAAGUUCGCGAAAAGCGACAGAAACUCAAGGAUUCCGAAGUGGAUCUCCAACGAAGGCACGAGCAAAUGAGAAGAUCACUGGAACAACAGGUUCGUGAAUUGGAGGAGAAACGAAGAACUUUUGAAUCUGAAAAACAGUCCUGGGAACAGCAGACCGGCCAUAGUAUUGAAGAAUUACGUAGACGAAGUUUAGAAGCAAAUUCAAAAGAGACCGGAUCCAUGUCGUCCGAGGGAUCUGGAGGUGGCGGGGGUACAAUGCGCGGUUCAAGAGGAGGUUUUGGAAGUCUUCUCCGUCGUCACACCAGUUUCAAAUCACCUCAAGAGAGUCCCACACACACACUACAGCUUCUCGUACAGCAAUCUCGUACAGAAUCCUAGAACAUCACAAAAAUCAUUCUCAUUACUAUUGUUAUUAUUAUUAUCAAUUAUAAUAAUAAUAAUAAUCAAAAAAUUCUACAGGACUCUUAAAAAAAAAAAAAUUUGCUCACAAAAUCUCUUUUUUAUUUUUUUACAAACAAGGCACAAUUCUUGCUUUCCAAUAUUUCAAUUUCAAAACUAAAAAGUAAAUUUAAAUUAUUUUUUUGAAAAUUGACAAAAUUUGUUGACGUAGUGUUUAAAUAAACAUUAGAAAAUUGUUUCCGGAAAAAAACUAUAAAAAAAAUUAUCAAAUAGAAAAUGAUCAACAACUUGAGAUAAACAUCAACAAAUUGAGGAAAAAUUAUCAACAAUUUGAAAAAAAAUUAUCAACAAAUUGAGAAAAAAUAUCAACAAAUUGAGAAAAAAAUUAUCAACAAAUUGAGAAAAAAUAUUAACAAACUGAGAAAAAAUAUCAACAAUUUGAAAAAAAUUAUAACCAAUUUGACAAAAAUUAUAAACAAUUUAGAGAAAAAAAAUUAUCAACAAUUUUGAAACGAAAAACUAUGAAAAACUUAGCAUAAUUUAUCAGCAAUUUGACAAAAAAAAAUUUGGAAAAAUAAAUUAUUGUUGAAAUAAAUAAAUAUAAAAAAAGUACGAGUAGUAAAAUAAUUAAACAAAUUAACAACAAUUAAAUGUCAAAAAAAUACAUAAAUUUUUUAUACGAAGAAGAACCCUGUAAGAAUUGCAAAAUUACUUUUUUUCUGUAAUAUUAUUAAUUUAAAAGAAACAAAUUUCAACUAAUCAGUAUUUUUGGCACAAUUUUCAUAUUCUUUUUUUUUCGAAUAAAUGAUAUAAAAAAUAAA
Leptopilina heterotoma is the source of this 2989-nucleotide messenger RNA. RefSeq names its product septin-7 (gene pnut). NCBI's taxonomy places the organism in Eukaryota, Metazoa, Arthropoda, Insecta, Hymenoptera, Figitidae. Bases 93 to 2147 code for a protein of 684 amino acids. Gene Ontology annotation, molecular function: GTPase activity; GTP binding; molecular adaptor activity. Gene Ontology annotation, biological process: cilium assembly; cytoskeleton-dependent cytokinesis. The transcript has 9 exons. Gene Ontology annotation, cellular component: septin complex; microtubule cytoskeleton; septin ring. The record is from RefSeq and is a predicted model, not a curated record.